Durusdinium trenchii is the source of this 954-nucleotide messenger RNA. NCBI's taxonomy places the organism in Eukaryota, Dinophyceae, Suessiales, Symbiodiniaceae. The record is from the annotation of a GenBank genome assembly.
AUGGCCCCUGCGCGCUUUGAGUAUGCGACCAUUUCGUGGUCCUCGGUGGACGCUCUUACCAGCCCUGAUCUUUGGACGCAAUGGGCUCUGAACGCCGAGUUCAGGGCUUUGCCUCCCACUCAAGAGAUGAGACACAGGUACUUGAACUACAGCCGCAAUCAUGCUGUGCUGGUGCGGCCCACAUCGCCUCAGGACGGGCAAUUGCUGUUCAAAUUUGAGUGGGACAAGGUCAAGCUGAGCUUGCGAGUCACUUCUGCAAUGUCGGGCGAGUUCGUGUGCACCGCAUUGGACGCUUUCGUUGGGCUAUGUGAUAGGAUGCAAGAGGAGGCUGACCGCAUGCGCUUGGGAUGUUGCCAAGUCCUAUGCAUUGUGAACAAGAAGCACUUGGACCCAGAGCUACGCAAACAGACCUUGGAACACAUCUUUGGACAUGCGGCUUUGGAGCUCGAGCAGAUUGCGGAGGGUGCGAUCGGAACCACAUACAUUACCGAUGAAGACAUUACCGAUGAAGCGGAAGAGCCAAGUUCUGAAGAAGCCUGCCAGCGGACUGAAGCUGAGCGACAGAGGUCCUUGGCUUGGCGCAAAGAGACUGCCAAGGCCAGCAAGUCGAUCGCCAACCUGAACAGUUGCUACGUUUCCUUGAAGGGCGUCAUGGACAAGAGUGCAAAGAAUGCUAACGUGCUCUCUGUGGAGAUGAAGAAAGAUCUCCAGGAGGCCGAAGGCAAGAUCAGGACUCUCAAGCUGAGUGCCACUGCGAUCAUCGGAACUGAUGAAGCGGCGCGAGCUCAAAGCGAUCCACCGGCUUUGGGAGAGGCAUCUGCCAUCCAGGAUACAGUCAAGGCUGCUCAGAUGCUUCUGAAGGAUGCUCGAAAGGUUUUUGCAGAGAAAGCAGCCGAGGCAAAGGCUCUCAAGGAGCCAAAGCCCAAGAAGGCGAGCAAGCCAAAGGGCAAGUGA